Daphnia pulex (common water flea) is the source of this 2544-nucleotide messenger RNA. Its product is annotated as transmembrane protein 134-like. The record is from RefSeq and is a predicted model, not a curated record. The coding region runs from base 1695 to 2177 and encodes 160 amino acids. NCBI's taxonomy places the organism in Eukaryota, Metazoa, Arthropoda, Branchiopoda, Diplostraca, Daphniidae. The transcript is spliced from 8 exons.
AAAGAAAAUGACCAUCAACAUCUCCCCUCCUCCAGAGGAAGAAGAAGACGAAAAAAUAAGACGCCGAUGACCUCCGGUUCGUCGGGAGCUGCAAGACCUUAUUUCUUUUCUUCAUCAAGGAAUGAAUUAAAAACGAUGCAAUAAAAAAGGACCUUCCUUCUUCUUCUUCCAUCUCUAAUAAAAGAGGAGCGAUGUAAUGCGUGUGUAAUUUCACCAUGGAUUACAAGUGAAGUGCAAUCAAGAGUUAGAAGUUCGUGAGGUCCUUGGCGGGUGGUGGAAUUGAAGGACCCGAUGAACUGAAAUUCAUCUGAUGGCCAGCGGCCGGGCGUCCGGCAACAACGGAAGACUCAAAUCCACACGACGAUUUCUGGAAGAGAGAAGAGACAACAAUAAAAUUCUCUGCACGUCCUGGAAGAAGAGCGCCAUUAACCUUGCCCCCCAUCGGCUAAAAAGUAAAUUUUCUUCUUCUUCUUCUUCGCUUUUUUAAAAAUAAAAAACUAAAUUCAAGAAUAAAGAUAAACAAAAUCACGUGACCAAGGUUGUUUGUCGUUACGGCCCGGUCCCAAAAUAAAUAGUCCCAUGGAAACGAUGACAAUAAAAGCUAAAAGUCAAAAGCCUAAAAUUCUUGGUUGCCAUAGGCCCAUCCUCUUAAGCCGGAUCUCUCUCAAAGUCUUCGAGGCGGAUACUGUGCUGGAUUUAUUCUUGUUGGCUUUGGAUGUGGACGUAAAAGAAAAAAUAAAGAAACAUCCCAACAAAUAAGUGACGUCUCCUCUGAUGCCCACCGACUGAUUUACUGCCGGCGCUGCCUAUCUUCUGACGUCAGACACUCCGAUGAUUAGGUCCCCCCAUUGGUUGGCCUAUACCACGACCCCCAAGACAUUUUCCCAUCCUCAGGUAUAGAUCGACGUAAUGUUUUGUUGUAGACGUUAGGAAGAUGGUAAUCACGGUCACAACCAUUUACGUGAAUCAUUAGACCAAGUCAAAAAUCAAAUUCUCAUUUCCUUUUUGAAAGUCGUCAGUUAUGUAACUUUGAUUUUAUGCGGAAUUCUUUCAACGACUUUGCAAAGAUCAUCGUGGCGAGUCUUUUUCCGGCAAUUCCGGUCUUAAAGUAAUUAUCUGCGGGAGAUAUUGAAUAAUCCCUAUCCGUUAAUUUAAUAAUUUUGAUUUAGGAUAGGGGUCGAUAUUUAAUGGUUUUGUAUCGAUUUCUUAAAGCUAGCAUGAAGACAAGUCAAAAGUGUCGUCUGCUUUCAAAUUUGUUUAAAAUGCUGGUUUCGAAAACGAAGAAGUUUAAUCAGAUUACAAAGAAAACGGGAACGAUCACGUUUUGGGACACGUACAUGUUGCUGCACAAAAACAGCAGAACAAAUAAAAUUACAUAAAUGUGGUCGUCGUGUCAACUCUGGUCGCAUCUCUUUAUGGAAUCGCUCAAUAUCCACUCCAUGCUGUCUUUCAGAUUUGAGACCUGAACCAGUCAUCAUAACAAGAAGAUAUGCAAGUGCUGGUAUCGUGCUGUCAUCAGCAAUAAUCUCUGUGUAUUCGCUUGGAUAAACAGCAUCCCGUUUGAUUGAAGAAACCACCAAUGCCGAUCGCGUUAUCUAUCUUUUCUUCCCCUUUCUUUAAAUGUUCACACCCAUGUGAAUGUGAGUGUAUUUACAAAGACGCCCUGGUCGCUGGUGUAUUCAACUCUUCAGUGGAUGGAGCACUCGUGGAUGCCUGGCUGUGGAUUUCCCAGGCUUAAAGGUGUCGAAAACCAAGUUACGAAUAUCACCACAGUUUCUCAUGGCUCCCAUCCACACCACACACCUGUAUUAUUGAGCAUCCGAACAGGAAUUAUGCAGGAUGAUACUGCAUCCAAAGACAGUGAUUCUCUCAUCCAUGAAAGCUACCAAUACUCACCAUCAUAUUUCGAUCCUGACAGAAUUUGGUGGAAACACCCUCGUGUUAAAGAGAAUUGGAAAGUUGUAGCAACUGCUUUUGCUCUUGUCAUUAUUGGUUUGGGUUUAUUGGUCACAGGGAUAACUGUGUUGAUAAUUCCAUCUGGAGGAGUUCAAGGCUUAGUCUUCCUUAUCAUAGGAGUUAUAUGUUUUAUUCCAGGAGCCUAUCAUAUUGUCUACAUUUAUCUUGCCGUGAAAGGGAGGAAAGGAUACAACUUCUAUCAUUUACCUCUCUUUAAUUAAGCCCGGUUAUGAAAUAUCCCAGACGCUGCCCAGCGUGCCAUAUUGGGGUGUUACGUAUUUUGCUCGACACUCAUCAUCGGCAGAGUUAGCUUUUUGUAACCGUGUACAGUGAUUCAUCGCUUCCUCUUUCAUAACUCUCUAAGUUUUUUUGCUCAACAUUUGGUUGUACAUAUUGAACCUCAGCUCGGUUUUCGUUUAUUUGCAUUUUUUUUUUGCUCUCCGAAAACUUGGACCACUUCACUCUUGCGUUGAUUUUGACUCACUAGGACAUUUUCACUCUCAGAUGAAUCUCGUUUUUAUAUUUGGACGUUGUGUUUCUGCUUGAGCAGAUUGUACAGAGUAUGCAAAUACAACGAAAGCAAUUCUG